AUUCCUUCAACACAUUAAUUCCCAUCAGUUUCUUGAAUCAAGAAUCACAAAAAAAUGGAACCACUUUUUCAUGAUUCAGAAGAAUCAAGUAGUGGGUGUGAAUCUGGUUGGACCCUAUACUUAGAACACUCGUGUAAAGAUGCUUUUGUUGCACCUGAACACGAUGAAGAACACGAAGAACAUGACGACGAUGAUAUGUCCAUGGUUUCGGAUGCAUCAUCGGGUCCACCACAUUUUCAAGAACAUCAAGAACAAGAUGAAGAUGAAUACAACAAUGACGAUGAGGACAACAUUGAUGGUGGUUUUUGCGAUCCUACGAUGGCGUUUGGUUGUAGGAAAAGGCGAAAGAUUCUUAAACAAACGAGUUUCUAUAGCCAUAGACACUUGCAAGAUCCGCUUGCUUCUCUUGAUGACACUGCUAGUUCUCCAUUUUUCAGCUUUUGCAAUAAGGAUCUAAAAGUGUGCACCAAAGGGAGUUUAAUGGAUGAUGAUACCAGUUUUGAUUAUUCACAAGGCCAUUCCACAACCUAUUUUGAGAUGGUUUGAAGUGGAGUCCAUAACAAGCAAAGAGUAAAAGAAAUACAGAAGUCUCAUCAAUGCAAGUGGAAGUUAGAUCUAAACAUUUAGAGAUAUUUUACAUUUUUUUUUUCUUCUUUUUGUUAGUUAUGAGUAGUGCUUACAAUGGGAUGGCAAAUAUCUUUGAUAUUAACCAAUCAUAUUUUGACAACUGUAAGGAGCGUUAGAAAUGAAAAGAAUCACUUUUUAUUCCUUGAUCA
Molecule: messenger RNA, 776 nt
Organism: Helianthus annuus (common sunflower)
Lineage: Eukaryota; Viridiplantae; Streptophyta; Magnoliopsida; Asterales; Asteraceae
Product: protein SOB FIVE-LIKE 6
Exons: 3
Coding region: 55-546 (163 amino acids)
Biological process (GO): cytokinin biosynthetic process
Source: RefSeq, a predicted model, not a curated record